Messenger RNA from Sparassis crispa, 225 nucleotides. RefSeq lists its product as hypothetical. Lineage: Eukaryota; Fungi; Basidiomycota; Agaricomycetes; Polyporales; Sparassidaceae. The record is from RefSeq and is a predicted model, not a curated record. The coding region runs from base 1 to 225 and encodes 74 amino acids. The transcript has a single exon.
AUGAUGAAUACACCCCCGCCCACACCGAGGCGAGCCCCUCCCUUGGCCAAUUCCGCCCCCCGUACCGCCAGUGCAACCCACCCGCCCGUGCCGCCUCCCGCAGCGCCUCCUGCUGCACCAGUUGCACCUCCCACAGCACCCGCCGCCAUGGAACCUCUCAUCAUUCCGGCCCCGGCAGCUGCUGCAUUCAUGGUUGCCGGCGAAGAUGACAUUGCUCACGUAUAA